This is a messenger RNA of Arabidopsis lyrata subsp. lyrata, 1440 nucleotides long. RefSeq lists its product as uncharacterized. Bases 217 to 1221 code for a protein of 334 amino acids. The record is from RefSeq and is a predicted model, not a curated record. NCBI's taxonomy places the organism in Eukaryota, Viridiplantae, Streptophyta, Magnoliopsida, Brassicales, Brassicaceae. The transcript has 6 exons. Gene Ontology annotation, molecular function: RNA nuclease activity.
AAAGUUUCACGGCGACAUCCGUAGAAAGAACGUAGAAUAUAUGCAGGCAAAUCGUGAACUAUUUGAGAAGUCUGUUGACUAUCCUGAUCAUGAGAGUUAUGAGGCUUACUGUGUACGCAUGAGCCAAGAUGGAACUUGGGGAGAUCAUAUCCAGCUGCUAAUAUCACACACACUGGAAUACGUGUAUACCGGGAUUACUCUCGAAGUAACGAAAUCAUGCCCAAGCUGCCUAACGGACGCAUGAUCAACUUGUCAUACCAUAAUGGAAACCACUACAACAGUGUUUGUCCGAAAGAUGAAGAUGCGAUUCAUCAGAAGACCAAGGUUUGGUGGGAUUACGAGAACGCAGAAAUCCCAGCCGGUAUGGAUCACGAGCUAGCACUUGAUUGGAUCGUGAAAAAGCUUGAGGAAUAUGAAUUUGGACAAGUAGAGCUUAAGCUGGUCGUUGGCUAUCAUGACUCACCUCUCCCAAAAUUUCUGAGCAACAUUCCAAUCAUCUUUGCCAAUAAGUGUACUAGAUCUAAAAAGAUAGUCACAAAGGGUAACCAAGCUGCAGAUGUGAAGAUAAAAGAGAUGUAUGCGGAUGAGACUCCUACUCAAUUUGAAAACCAUGUGUUCAUUUCAGGUGACUGUGGCUACUGUAAUCACAUAACCAAGUUGAUAGGUGCUGGCCAUCGAGUUAUGAUGAUUUCCACAGGCAACCUAAAUGAUUCCCGUGUACUACUUCAACUGAAAUGGUCGAAGGUUUUUGGUCAACCAAAAGUCCCAAUCAUUAAGAGUCUCAAGGAAUCUAAACAAGCUGCUACGAAGAAAGCUAGAAGUAGAACUCACAAGAAAGACCUUCAUAAGAAGUCUUUUGAGGCUAGGCAGAAUGUAAUAGCUAACGCAAAGGAUGAGAAUGUGAAAAUUCCCAUGUGCAUUUCAUUGCUGCACUGUGGAUCAGUUCAAUUUGUCCUUGAGCUGGUUCACCACGUCCAAGUUCCAAGGAUCACAAACAUCAACGAUAUAUGUGUUUCCAUUCAUGCACCAGUAGCAGUUGAUGGAGAAAUUAGCCGUGAUGUCCAAGAAGAAUUAGCAAGGAGGCUUGGUAGACCAUUGAGUACGUUUACUUUCCAAAGAGUAUUCGGUAACAGAUGGAACGUCGUGGUGAAGAAGAAGCAGGAUGUGACAUGUAGAGAAGUGUAUGUGCAGCUAGUCAGUGCCAUACGGCCUUUGAUAUAAACAUUUCUAUAAUCUUCAAGAUGAAGAUUUAGUAAACGGUUCAACUCUUAUAGGAAUGUAUGAUGGAAUUGUUUUUGAAUACAUUGAUUUUGGAAUUUGGAUUUUGUUACGGUCAAAGUAAUGUCUGAGUCCUGCAAGAUGGCUGAUAUCACUGAUCAAGGCAUUUCCUGUAUGUCAUUCAUUAUUUAGUUUCCAAUGUAUGUUUGUCUCUUGUGUUCA